Pimephales promelas (fathead minnow) is the source of this 1603-nucleotide messenger RNA. It is a transcript of the gene arl8ba, whose product is annotated as ARF like GTPase 8Ba. NCBI's taxonomy places the organism in Eukaryota, Metazoa, Chordata, Actinopteri, Cypriniformes, Leuciscidae. Gene Ontology annotation, molecular function: GTPase activity; GTP binding. Gene Ontology annotation, biological process: anterograde axonal transport; protein transport. Gene Ontology annotation, cellular component: lysosomal membrane. The record is from RefSeq and is a predicted model, not a curated record.
UCAGUCAUAUGACAGCGGUCAGUUCCUCCCAAACACUACAUUACGUUUCUAGUGGUGAAAAACAUUGCAAACUGCCCAAACCAACUCAGACCUGAAAAAAUCUUACAUCAAAAUGUUGGCACUCAUUAACCGCCUCUUGGACUGGUUUAAGGCUCUCUUUUGGAAGGAAGAAAUGGAAUUAACCCUCGUCGGGCUGCAAUAUUCGGGCAAAACGACGUUUGUUAACGUAAUCGCGUCAGGCCAGUUCAGCGAAGACAUGAUUCCAACGGUUGGGUUCAACAUGAGGAAGGUCACAAAAGGCAACGUCACCAUCAAGAUCUGGGAUAUAGGAGGUCAGCCGAGGUUCAGAAGCAUGUGGGAGCGAUACUGUCGUGGGGUCAAUGCAAUAGUGUACAUGGUGGAUGCAGCAGACCGGGAGAAGGUUGAAGCUUCCAGAAAUGAGCUGCACAAUCUUUUAGACAAGCCACAGUUGCAAGGAAUCCCUGUGUUGGUGCUUGGCAAUAAGAGAGAUCUACCCAAUGCGCUGGAUGAGAAACAGCUAAUUGAAAAAAUGAACUUGGCAGCUAUUCAAGACCGGGAGAUCUGCUGCUACUCGAUUUCCUGCAAAGAAAAAGAUAACAUUGACAUUACGCUUCAAUGGCUAAUCCAGCACUCAAAGUCAAGAAGAAGCUGAAAGUGUCUUCUGAGGGCCCGCUGUAUAUACGCUGCCAUGUUCCUCUCACACCACCUCACACCGCUCGCUUUGUUGAAACUGUACAGUUCUCCGUACCGCUCCCCUUACACUACCCUGCUCGUCUGAUCCCAUAAUUCUUCACCAGCUCCUCUUCCCUACUGGAUCAGUCAUGUCAAUGAUGCAUCAGUCGCUAAAAGACGCUAGCCUGCAGAAUGAGUUCCUCCACCUCUUACAGCCUGCUGUCGGAUGAACAUUAUGGAUUCAUGGUUUUGCAAAUCCCCGCAGCUCCAGUGGUCUCCACUUGGACAAAUCUACUGAAAAACUGAGAAGAAUCUAUACUAUAAUAUAGUGUUAAGCCUUUUGUUCUCUCCAGUCUGUCAGGUUAUGCUAAUAAGAGAGUAUAAUAUAAUUUGGACUGUUGCUUUUGUUUCUUUCCAUCCCCCAACCCCAUCGUCUCUUGCAAAAUCUGUCAAAUCUAAAUGAGGAGCAAUCUAGUAAAUAAACAGCUCAUGCAGAAAUGUACAAAUGAUGAUCAGAAAUAAGAACGAUUUUUACAAACGUGAGUGUACGUAUAUUAGAGAGGAUGAAUGUUUUGCUGGUUAAGGUUUUCAUUUAGGUUAAUGAUGACUUGAAUCCUGUUCAUGAACUGAGAGAAAGAGUAGGUGAAGUUAAAGUGCCUUGUGCAGUGUCUCUGUCCCUCAAGCUAUACAGUAUACCAGGUGUGCCUGCCUGGAACUAGAUUGGAUCAAGACUGCUUACUUUGAACUGCAACAACCGAAGAAGGCAUGCUUUUUAAGGUAGAUUAUUGUACUGCUGUCAUUAUCAACUAAAUAUUUGUGAGAAGAGGUAAAUGUUGGAAACCCCACUAUUAUAAAUGCACUUUUGUAAAUACGAUGAACCAAUAAAUAGAUUGUCAACAUGUAGGAGGAA